Medicago truncatula (barrel medic) is the source of this 2908-nucleotide messenger RNA. RefSeq names its product protein PHOX1. The coding region runs from base 350 to 2476 and encodes 708 amino acids. The transcript has 3 exons. The record is from RefSeq and is a predicted model, not a curated record. Lineage: Eukaryota; Viridiplantae; Streptophyta; Magnoliopsida; Fabales; Fabaceae. Gene Ontology annotation, molecular function: protein binding.
AUCACAGCGUUUUCCCAUUUUUGUGUGUCGUUUAGUCCUUUCCCCCCAAUUUUCCUAAAGAACAAAAGCACCCACCCUUUUAUUUUAGGCCACUCCAUUCUUCCUUUUACACCCUCCAAUCCAUCUACGUUGACUUCACAUAAAAGAAAAGAACACAAACAAACCCUAACCUACACACAACAGCCACACAACGAAUCAUUACAACUUCAUUCAAUUUGGUCCUAAAGAUUGUUUUUUUUUUUUUCAUUUGAUAAAAAAAAAUCUUCAAUUUCAAGCAAAUCUCUCUGAUUAUUACUAUUAUUGAAAUUAUUUGAUUCAGCUGAAAAAUUGAUUAUUGAUUCAUAGAUCGAUGGGGAAACCAGCUGGAAAAAAGAAGGAACAUGAAUCACCAAAAUCAAACAACAAGAACAAAGGUUACGAACGUUCAACAUCAUUCGACGAUGACACAGCCAUGUUCAUCAACAUGUCACAAGAAUUAAGAGAAGAAGGUAACAAACUUUUCUUCCAAAAAAAAGACAACGAAGGAGCUAUGUUAAAGUACGAAAAAGCUCUCAAACUCUUACCCAAAAACCACAUAGAUGUUGCACAUCUUCACACCAACAUGGCCAUGUGUUAUAUGCAAUUGGGUCUCGGCGAAUAUCCUCGAGCUAUUAACGAGUGCAAUCUUGCUCUGCAAGUUUCGCCGAGGUAUAGUAAAGCUCUUCUUAGAAGAGCUAAGUGUUACGAGGCGUUGAAUCGAUUGGAUUUGGCUAUGAGAGAUGUUAGAGUUGUUUUGAAUGCUGAGCCGAAUAAUUCAACCGCGUUGGAGAUUCUUGAUAGUUUGAGGAUUACUAUGGAGGAGAAAGGGAUCGCUAUUGAUGAGACUGAGAUUGCUCUGGCUGCUAUUCAGCAAAUAGAGCCGCCUGCUGCACGGUUUAGGAAAGUUGUUAGGGAGAAGAUUAAUAAGAAGAAGAAAGGGCAUAAAGGGGAAGGCGAGGAAGAGAGGAAAAGUAAGAGUGUCGUUGAGAAGAAAGCUGCCAAUGUUGGAAAUGUUAACGUUAAUGUUAAGGUGAAGGGUCAAGAUUCGAAGGAUAAGGUUAUGGAUAAGGAUAAGGAUAGUAAAGAAGUUGUUAAGGAAGAUAAAGGGGUUACUAGGACUGUGAAGUUGAUAUAUGGAGAGGAUAUUAGGUGGGCGCAGUUGCCGGUGAAUUGUAGUAUGAAGUUGGUGAGAGAUGUGAUAAGGGAUAGGUUUCCGGGGUUAAAGGGUGUUCUUGUGAAGUAUAAGGAUAGGGAAGGUGAUUUGGUUACUAUUACUACUACUGCUGAGUUGAGGUUAGCUGAGGGUUGUCAUGUGCUUGGUUCGAUUCGGUUGUAUAUUACGCAGGUGGAUUUGGAUAUGGAGCCGUGCUAUGAUGAAAAGACGAGUAGUGGUGAGGUGAGAGAGGAGAAUGGGGUUGGAGAAGGAGAUAAGGGUGUUGGGGGUAAUAGGAUGAUUACUGUGGAGGAAUGGCUUGUUCAGUUUGCGAGGCUGUUUAAGAACCAUGUUGGGUUUGAUUCUGAUUCGUAUCUGGAUAUUCAUGAGGUUGGGAUGAAGAUAUAUUCGGAGGCGAUGGAGGAUUCGGUGACAAAUGAUGGUGCUCAAGAGCUGUUUGAUAUUGCUGCGGAUAAGUUUCAAGAGAUGGCUGCUUUGGCUUUGUUUAAUUGGGGGAAUGUUCACUUGUCUAAGGCGAGGAGGCGAGUGCCUUUUCAGGAAGACGGGACGAGAGAAGCGUCUCUCGAGCAUCUUAAAGCUGGAUAUGAAUGGGCUACGAAGGAGUACAAGGAAGCAGAAAUGAGAUACGAAGAAUCUGUGAAAAUCAAACCAGACUUCUACGAGGGACUCCUUGCUCUUGGGUAUCAGCAGUUUGAGCAAGCAAAGCUAUGCUGGUGUUAUUUAAUUGCAAACAAUAAGAAUAUCGAAGUUGGUCCUUUUGAGGAGGUUCUGCAGCUCUAUAACAAGGCAGAGGACAGCAUGGAAAAAGGGAUGUUGAUGUGGGAGGAGAUUGAGGAACAACGUUUGAAUGGGCUCUCUAAGUUAGAUAAAUAUAAUGCAGAGUUAGAGAAAAUGGGUUUGCACGGUCUUUUCAGGGACAUUUCUUCUGAAGAAGCUGAAGAGCAGGCUUCAAAUAUGAGGAUACAGAUAUACCUUUUAUGGGGCACCUUAUUGUACGAGCGUUCUGUUGUGGAAUUUAAGCUAGGACUACCAACAUGGGAGGAGUGUUUGGAGGUUGCUGUUGAAAAGUUUGAACUAGCUGGAGCUUCUACAACUGACAUUGGUGUCAUGAUAAAGAACCAUUGUUCUAAUGAAACAGCAAUGGAAGGGUUCAAAAUUGAUGACAUAGUGCAAGCAUGGAAUGAGAUGUAUGAUGGAUGGCAGUUUGAUGUUCCAACUUUCCGACUCGAACCAUUGUUUCGUCGGCGUGUUCCAAGACUCCAUUACAUCCUGGAACAAUUUUAAGUUUUUUUGCUUUGUCAUUCUUUAGAGGCAAAAAUAGCGCUUCUGUUUUAUUCUUCAAUAUUUUUGAAGAUUUCUACAGUCCAUUUCAAGGCAGGGAUUUGUUCUUCAUUUUGUCAACUCUGUGAUGGGUGCUAUGAUUGAAUUAUUUUUCCGAUAUCAGUUUUGUAGAGAUUGGGAUACUAGGAUUAGAAAGAUUGGUUAUAGUAUUUGAUUUGCCAUUAGAGGGGGGUAUAUGUUCUGAUGGUUUUUGCUGUUGUAAAAUCAGUAUAUGAUUCCAUUUGUUGGUUUGAGGUAAUGAGUGAUUGUAUUGUUCAGUUUGCAAACACAAUAAAAAUAUUCAGCUUGCUGGGGUUUGAUGAUUAUUUAUGUUGUAAAAUUGUCAUUUAUACAAUUCUAUUUCUUCCGGUAUUGUAUAGCACACUGCAUUUGUCA